AAAGACCUGACAAUGGCGGGAGACAGGACCACUCGAUCAGCUCCGAGUCAAGAAGAAGUUGCUCCAAUGGUCCAUUAGCAUGGUAAUCCCAAUGGGGGGGGGGUGCCCGACAGUCACCCUUCCUCCCUGGGACUGGCCUCUAAAGCUCCUCGGGGUCGACUGUCCUGAGAGUCCCCAAAAGGCAGAACUCUAAAGCAAAGUUACCACUGGACUGCUUGACGCUUUCUCGGUUGCUAGGAAACGCACCAGCCAGCUCCAGAGUGCGCCUCGGGUUUCACCUCUUCCUCCUCACGCCACCCGAACAGGAAAUAGAAAAGAAACGCGAGGCAAAGACGCGAGAGCUUGGUCUCACUUUAGCCAAUGGAAGAGAGGGGCGUGGUUAAGUGCCCCUUUUUCAUUGGUCCAGAACCUCCAGGCACGCCCAGUCCACCCUAGCGGAAGACAUACGCGUGAUCCCCUAGAUUCUCCGGUAGCUUUGAGUCUUGCUUCCUGAACGGCUGCCAUCAUGGUGCGGAAGCUGAAGUUCCACGAGCAGAAGCUACUGAAGCAGGUGGAUUUCCUAAACUGGGAAGUUACCGACCACAACCUCCACGAACUGCGUGUGCUGCGGCGCUACCGGCUGCAGCGGCGCGAGGACUACACGAAAUACAACCAGCUGAGCCGGGCGGUGCGCGAGCUGGCGCGGCGACUGCGCGACCUGCCCGAGCGCGACCCAUUCCGCGUGCGCGCCUCCGCCGCGCUGCUGAACAAGCUCUAUGCGCUGGGCCUGGUGCCCACGCGCGGCUCUCUGGAGCUCUGCGAUUUCGUCACAGCCUCGUCCUUUUGCCGCCGCCGCCUGCCCACCGUUCUCCUCAAGCUGCGCAUGGCGCAGCAUCUCCAGGCUGCUGUGGCCUUUGUGGAGCAAGGCCACGUGCGCGUGGGCCCGGACGUGGUGACAGACCCCGCCUUCCUUGUUACACGCAGCAUGGAGGACUUUGUCACCUGGGUCGACUCUUCUAAAAUCAAGCGACACGUGCUGGAGUAUAAUGAGGAGCGCGAUGACUUUGAUCUGGAUGCCUAGUAAGGUCUCGCUAUCACCCCAGGUGUCUCAUCAGGAUGGGAAACAGGCCAGACGCUGGCGCUCUGAGGGUGUUGUGGACAGGUGUGUCAUCCAGUUGAGGAUUCUCGAGAACUUGGCUCCUCAACUCCAGGUCGCAGAGCCAAGGUGGGGAGAGUCGCUCCUGUUCUCCGAGAACUGAGUACUAGUAACUAAAUGAUGGUGCAUUUAGACAGUGGAAGCCGUUUUAUGCUACUCUGGGGAUUGUCAGCCUUUGGUAACAAGACGUUCUGGUGUAAAAGCAAGAAUGUUACUCUUAUUUCCGUUACCGUCUUGUAGCAGGACUGAGUUCUUCAAUUCAUUUAACUCAAAUACUUGGCUCCUGAUCGUGAGUAACCUGUGAUCGAUGGAAAGUUUGAGCCCAAGUUUUCAUUCCAGUGGUUGUGACUUUGGUGUUGAGGGUUCCGCGAUUUAAAGAAAAUCGCACUUAAAGGAAACCUUUUCAGAUACUAAUAAAUGGCCCAUCUGCUUUGUAAAUGCCAA
Messenger RNA from Octodon degus (degu), 1579 nucleotides. It is a transcript of the gene Imp3, whose product is annotated as IMP3, U3 small nucleolar ribonucleoprotein. Gene Ontology annotation, molecular function: structural constituent of ribosome; rRNA binding; snoRNA binding. Gene Ontology annotation, cellular component: Mpp10 complex; small-subunit processome; small ribosomal subunit. The transcript has a single exon. The record is from RefSeq and is a predicted model, not a curated record. Bases 506 to 1060 code for a protein of 184 amino acids. Gene Ontology annotation, biological process: rRNA processing. Lineage: Eukaryota; Metazoa; Chordata; Mammalia; Rodentia; Octodontidae.